AUGCACCCACUCACACGCCGUACUAGGGUGAAUGCAACAGCGUCCAUUACAACAAGCAUACUGGAGUAUCGAACCAUUCAAGGACGUACUUAUCACAGCGGCAGGUACAACACUGAGUAUUUUACCCCAAAUGACGAACAGCAGAGUGAGUCUGUUGAUAUCACACACCAUUACCUGACACUCCUCCUGGGAGGAAAGCUAUUCGUAGCGCCAAUCGGAGACGAUGUCGAGAGUGUGACUGGAUCACUCACAGACUCUCACAGUGACUUUGCCGACGAGUUUCCCAAUGCCGAAGUCACUGGAACUGACCUGUCACCCAUCCAGCCGGCCUGGGUUCCUCCAAACGUCAAAUUUGAACUGGACGACGCAACAGACGAGUGGACUUGGCCACAGAAUACGUUCGAUUUUAUUCACCUCCGAUACCUCUUCGGCGCAAUUACCGACUGGACUGCCCUCUUCAGAGAGGCGCACCGCUGCACUCGGCCCGGUGGCUGGAUACAGUCCUGCGAAAUUGAUCCUUGUUUUGAGAGCGAUGACGGCACUAUCGAAGGGAACAGCGCGAUAGAGACAUGGAACGCCUUAUUUCUGGAAGGCGGGAAGAAACUUGGCAACAGCUUUUCCGUUGUUAAAGAAAAUCUGCAAUUCGAGGCCAUGCAUGAGGCGGGGUUCGUGGAUAUCAGGCAGGUUGACCACAAGGUUCCAGUUGGGCCCUGGACGAAAGAUCCGCAAAUUCGCGAGGUUGGACAGUAUCUCAAGUUGACAAUGGAGAACGACUUGCAAGGCUAUACUCUGAUGCUAUGGCACAAGCUGGAAUGGCCAGCGGACGACUAUCAAAUCUUUCUCAUGAACAUGCGAAAAGCCCUCAGAAAUCGGCAUAUUCAUGGGUACAUGUUCUUGCGAUAUGUCUACGGACGUAAGCCUGAUUCGGAUGUUCAAAUGACCUAA
Molecule: messenger RNA, 945 nt
Organism: Ilyonectria robusta
Lineage: Eukaryota; Fungi; Ascomycota; Sordariomycetes; Hypocreales; Nectriaceae
Product: S-adenosyl-L-methionine-dependent methyltransferase
Exons: 5
Coding region: 1-945 (314 amino acids)
Molecular function (GO): methyltransferase activity
Source: RefSeq, a predicted model, not a curated record